AUGAGUCGCUUCAACGGUACAUAUACACCCCACCCUGUACACCCGGACGCCGCCAGUGUAUAUCCACAGCACUCAAUCACUAUGCAUCAUGAAGAACAUGGCUCUCAGUCGGGCUCAGAUGACGGCGGGGCGUACGGGGCGUAUGUUGAUCCACCAAGGGGAGAGGUCGAAUUGGAUGACGACUCCAAUUCGUUGACUUCGCAAACACUAAACACUGAUGGCACACCGAAGCGUCCAAUGAACGCUUUCAUGAUCUUCGCUCGUAGGCGGCGGCCCCAAGUAUCAGCAGAAAAUCAGUCCAUGCGCACUGGAGAAAUCAGUAAAAUAUUGAGUAAAGAGUGGAACUCAAUGGGAACGACCGAAAAGCAGUUCUACCUGGAACAAGCCAAAAUCCUGAAGGACAACUUCAAUAACAAGUACCCCGACUAUGUAUAUCGUCGACGUCCCAAUAACACACGCAAGAAGCGCAGGGCUGACUCUGGUAGCCAUCUGGUCGACCCUACAGCAGUGUCUGACCAAGGAGACGAGCACCCCCCUGGUGGGGAGUACGGCGAGCCAUCCCCCGUAGAAAGCGAAGUUCCCUCGUGUUAUAGCGCCGAUCCAUCACAUCCUCGUGUUUCCGCCCACUCGUCUACUCCUUUCAACGAGGCUAGUGGAUUUAGUUCGCCCGUUGAAACGCCCAACCCAUCAUAUAUGUAUUCCCCCGCGGAGGAGUCCUUCUCCCACAACGACAAUCGCUCAGGCUACGAUGUUGGUCAGAGGCGCUCAUCUCAGGACCCGAUCCCAUCCAAUAAUUCCAUGAAUGUCAGCCGACUACCGCCCUCCCUUGCCUAUUAUACGCCCACAUACCACCCGCAGCCGUAUCCAUAUAUGUCAGAGCAACCCAGCCACACCAACGCCGCCUGGGACACUGGACCGAGCGGACGAGCCAACUCGAACAACUGGUCGGGCGGCGGUAUGGAGCGGCAACUCUCUUCCCAUCCAGGGCCGAAGCUCCAUACAUACUCGCCGACAACUACGCAAGUAGGUUGGCCACCUCAGUCGCCUAGCGCUAGUCCUGGCGAUAUGCCACACCAAAACGCUCAAAAUUUGUUGCCGACGCUAAGUUCGCCGUUCUUUCCGGUCACUCAACCGCAAGGGAACUAUGCGGGCACAACCUCGUCUGGAUCUCCCCAUUCCAGCUCCCCAUCACCCUAUAACACCACAGCUGCGGCGGGUGGAGGUAACACCUCCCAUAUGAGUCACGCCAGCGCUGCCAUGCCAAACACUAGGCCUGAUUCCGGGUAUGGCAACCGAAGCUAUACGGGAUCAUCCAAUAUGCACGGGUCGUCGAUGGGAUCUUACUCAUCCAUCUCAACGCAAGACAAUCAUCCAUAUCAGCGAGCAAUGCAGAGGGGACAUCCUCCCCUUCCGCAGUUGACCGACACUCACUCACUCUCCCAUCAUCAACCCUACCAGCCGUCCUCCUCUCCAGCAACAUCCAGAACUCCGUUUUGGCCGAGGGAAUCAUAA
Molecule: messenger RNA, 1512 nt
Organism: Pleurotus ostreatus (oyster mushroom)
Lineage: Eukaryota; Fungi; Basidiomycota; Agaricomycetes; Agaricales; Pleurotaceae
Exons: 3
Coding region: 1-1512 (503 amino acids)
Biological process (GO): regulation of DNA-templated transcription; cell differentiation; anatomical structure morphogenesis
Molecular function (GO): RNA polymerase II cis-regulatory region sequence-specific DNA binding; DNA-binding transcription factor activity, RNA polymerase II-specific
Source: RefSeq, a predicted model, not a curated record